AUGUGGAGAACACACACUGCAAAGAGUAGUAAUCUUCAUACAGGAGCGAAACAUUUGAGGGGACCCAAAGCGGUUAAUACAGACAAGAAUUCUUCUCCAAAGAAUAACCCACUGAGUAACUUCCCCUUCCCAUAUAUGAAAGAAGUUUGCCGAAGGAGAAAAUAUAUCUCCUUGUUUAGAGGUAUGAAGGCGAGAAGAUGGCGAAUUCAGCGUUUACUAGCUAAGUAUCUCUGUGGUCAAGUUUCCAAAUACUGUAGAGGAACUGCCAGUUGCAACUUAGGGGAGAAAGCUAUUCCCCAGGACAGGUUAAACGCUGUUCCGCCUGAAACAACUGUUAAUUUCGAAGCUUGCCAACAACUUUCAAGUUCAACCCCAACCACUACAAGUUUAUGGACCGAUGAAACUUUUGAGACACUGCAGGAAAGUAUAUUAAUGAAAGAAGAGGAAUUCAAGCGCCAGUGGGAUGAGUUGAUCGAUUGGGAAAAAAAGCACGAAACUGAAAUUACCGAGGAUGUCUUCCCACCUUUAAGUCCCGAAGAGAAGCACACACCAGAGACAAACCCCUGA
This is a messenger RNA of Huiozyma naganishii CBS 8797, 567 nucleotides long. RefSeq lists its product as uncharacterized. The coding region runs from base 1 to 567 and encodes 188 amino acids. The record is from RefSeq and is a predicted model, not a curated record. The transcript has a single exon. NCBI's taxonomy places the organism in Eukaryota, Fungi, Ascomycota, Saccharomycetes, Saccharomycetales, Saccharomycetaceae.